Messenger RNA from Gracilinanus agilis (Agile Gracile Mouse Opossum), 1250 nucleotides. Its product is annotated as DNA-binding protein Ikaros-like. Gene Ontology annotation, molecular function: RNA polymerase II transcription regulatory region sequence-specific DNA binding; DNA-binding transcription factor activity. Gene Ontology annotation, biological process: regulation of transcription by RNA polymerase II. The record is from RefSeq and is a predicted model, not a curated record. Bases 92 to 736 code for a protein of 214 amino acids. The transcript has a single exon. Gene Ontology annotation, cellular component: nucleus. NCBI's taxonomy places the organism in Eukaryota, Metazoa, Chordata, Mammalia, Didelphimorphia, Didelphidae.
AGCUGACCAUGGCCUGUUUUAAUCCCCAGGUGAGAAAUGCUUGCCAGAUAUCCCCUACGAUGCCAGCGGCAGUUAUGAGAAGGAGAACGAAAUGAUGCAGACCCACGUCAUGGAUCAGGCCAUUAACAACGCCAUCAGCUACCUCGGGGCGGAGUCUUUGCGCCCGCUGGUGCAGACGCCCCCGGGCAGCUCCGAGGUGGGGCCAGUCAUCAGCUCCAUGUACCAGCUCCACAAGCCGCUGGCCGAUGGCCAUCCGCGGCCCAACCACACCGCCCAGGACAGCGCCGUGGAGAACCUGUUACUGCUCUCUAAGGCGAAAUCCAUCUCCUCCGAAAGAGACGCCUCCCCGAGCAACAGCUGCCAAGACUCCACAGACACAGAGAGCAAUAACGAGGAGCGGAGUGGCCUCAUUUACCUGACAAACCACAUAAACCCACAUGUCCGAAAUGGUUUGUCCAUAAAAGAAGAACACAGGCCCUACGACGUCCUGAGGGCAGCGACUGACAAUUCCCAGGACGCUUUCAAAGUGAUCAGCAACAGCGGGGAGCCAUUGAAGGUCUAUAAAUGUGAACACUGCAGGGUCCUGUUUUUGGACCAUGUGAUGUACACCAUCCACAUGGGUUGCCACGGCUUCCGUGAUCCUUUCGAAUGCAACAUGUGUGGCUAUCACAGUCAGGACAGGUAUGAAUUCUCUUCUCACAUUACACGAGGGGAGCAUCGUUUCCACAUGAGUUAAAACAUCCUUCUCUGCUAACAGUACCCUCGAGGGUUGCAUGAACAUUGACACUCCGCAUAUCUUAAAAAAAACAAAAAGGAAGAAAAGCAUCACUAAAACGAAAGAAUUAGAUACCUAUUUUUGUUCCUUUCGCAGCAUGUAUUGGCUGGUUGUAGAAUUGCAACUCAGUUUUUCUUUUUCUUUUUUUUUAAAGGAAACCAGAUUUUUAUUAUUAGUUAGAAUGUUGACUUUUAGCGCAUAAAAAUUAUUACUUAAUGCAACUAGAUGCUUUUGUAGACUGCUAAAUCAGAAUUCCAUUCCUUUCAUCUUUUGUUUCUUGUAAGUAUCCCUUCUAAAAAAAAAAAAAACUAAAAAAAAAAAACCAAACAAACACCUACUUUCAUAGAGAGCCCAUCCAAAAACAGGCCAAGGGCUGGAAAAGAAAAGAGCCCACCUCUUUGUGUGACCCUUUACAAAGACUCAGAUUCUCAUGUCAGUUGAGUUCUGUGACUUUCCAUGAAUAAUCUAUUUACAA